Rhinolophus ferrumequinum (greater horseshoe bat) is the source of this 6435-nucleotide messenger RNA. RefSeq names its product tetratricopeptide repeat domain 21A (gene TTC21A). The coding region runs from base 135 to 4079 and encodes 1314 amino acids. Gene Ontology annotation, molecular function: protein binding. Gene Ontology annotation, biological process: protein localization to cilium; intraciliary retrograde transport. The transcript has 29 exons. The record is from RefSeq and is a predicted model, not a curated record. NCBI's taxonomy places the organism in Eukaryota, Metazoa, Chordata, Mammalia, Chiroptera, Rhinolophidae. Gene Ontology annotation, cellular component: intraciliary transport particle A.
GCCCGCCGCUCCGUCUCCAAGGACGCGCGCACCUCCCACUUCCGGCAGCCAGAGGCGUGCCCAGGACCCUGACUCGGGAAUCGGGCCUCGCGCGGCCCCACCAGACCCGCUCUCGGAGCCGCGAGAGCCCAGUGAUGAGCAGCAAUGACUCCUCCCUUAUGGCUGGGAUCAUUUACUACAGCCAGGAAAAGUACUUCCGCCAUGUGCAGCAGGCUGCAGCCAUGGGCCUGGAAAAAUUCAGCAACGACUCCGUGCUGCAGUUCUUUAAAGCCUAUGGAGUCUUCAGGGAAGAGCGCAUCCAGGAUGCCAUCAGCAACCUGGAGAGCAUCCGGAAUCACCCAGACGUGUCCCUGUGCUCCACCAUGGCCCUCAUGUAUGCUCACAAGAGCUGCGAAACCAUCGACCAAGAAGCAAUUCAGGAGCUCCAUAGCAGCCUGAAGGAAAUCCGCAAGAAGGCCAGCGGGACUGCCCUGUACUAUGCCGGCCUCUUCCUCUGGCUCAUGGGCCACCAUGACAAGGCCAGGGAGUACAUUGACCGCAUGCUGAAGCUCUCCAACAGCUCCAGUGAGGGCUAUGUGCUGAGAGGCUGGGUGGACCUCACCUCAGACAAGCCCCACGCUGUGAAGAAAUCCAUCAAGUACCUGGAACAAGGAACUCAGGACACCAAAGAUGUGCUGGGGCUGAUGGGAAAGGCAACGUACUACAUGACGCAGCAGAACUACUCAGGGGCCCUGGAGGUGGUGAACCAGGUGACGGGGGCCUCAGGGAGCUUCCUGCCGGCCUUGGUCCUAAAGAUGCGGCUGUUCUUGGCUCGGCAGGACUGGGAGCAGGCGGUAGAAACAGGACUCAGAAUCCUAGAAAAAGAUGAAAACAAUAUUGAUGCCUGCCAAAUUCUAGCUAUGCAUGAGCUUGCAAGAGAAGGAAACAUGACCACAGCUGCCGAUCACGUUAGAAAUCUGAUUAAGGCACUAGACACAAGAGAGCCCCAAAAUCCAAGCCUCCAUCUUAAAAAAAUUCUUGUGGUUAGCAGACUGUGUGGGAGGAACCAGGUGAUUCUACGGCUAGUGUGUAGCUUCAUCGAGCGCACCUUCAUGGCGACACCCUUCUACGCCCACGUGGCCAUGGAGCUGGGCUAUCUCUUCAUCCUGCAGGACCAAGUAAAGGAGGCAUCUCUGUGGUACUCGGAGGCCAUGAAACUGGAUGAGAGCAGUGUAGCUGCCUUGACAGGCAUCAUCUGGUGCCAGAUCUUAGACGGCCACCUGGAGGAGGCUGAGCACCAGCUAGAAUUCCUGAAGGAGGUGCAGCAGUCCCUGGGGAAGUCUGAGGUGCUGGUUUUCCUCCAAGCCCUUCUGGCGUCCAGGAAGCACAAAGGAGAACAGGAGGCCACGGCGCUGCUGAAGGAGGCUGUGGAGCUGCACUUCUCUGGCAUGCAGGACCUCCCCCUGGGCUCCGAGUACUUUGAAAAGCUGGACCCCCUCUUCCUGGUCUGCAUCGCCAGGGAGUACUUGUUCUUCUGCCCUAAGCAGCCCCGGUCACCGGGCCAGAUCCUGUCUCCACUUCUUAAACAAGUCGCUGUGAUCUUGAAUCCUGUCGUGAAAGCAGCACCAGCCCUGAUCGACCCCCUAUAUGUGAUGGCUCAGGUCAACUAUCUCUCAGGAGAGUUGGAGAAUGCCCAGAGCACUCUGCAGCGUUGCCUGGAACUGGACCCCACCUCUGCGGAUGCCCACCUCCUCAUGUCCCAGGUCUACCUGGCUCAGGGCAACUUUUCGAUGUGCUCGCACUGCUUAGAGCUGGGUGUCAGCCACAACUUCCAGGUCCGAGACCACCCCCUCUACCACUUCAUCAAGGCCAGAGCUCUCAACAAGUCUGGGGACUAUCCAGAAGCCAUAAAGACACUGAAAAUGAUUUUAAAAUUACCAACUGUGAAGAUGGAAGAAGGCAAGAAGUUCCGCCGGCCUUCCGUGCAGCCCGGUGAGCGGGUGUCCAUCUUACUGGAACUGGUAGAUGCCCUCCGGAUGAAUGGGGAGCUGCACGAGGCCACCAAGGUCAUGCAGGAUGCCAUCAACGAGUUCAGCGGCACCCCCGAGGAGAUCCGCGUCACCAUCGCCAACGUGGACUUGGCGCUGAGCAAGGGGAACGUGGACAUGGCGCUGAGCAUGCUGAGGAACGUCACGCCCCAGCAGCCCUGCUACACAGAGGCCAAGGAGAAGAUGGCCAGCAUCUACCUGCAGACCCGCAAAGACGCCCGCCUCUACAUCGCAUGCUACCGGGAGCUCUGUGAACAUCUGCCUGGACCCCACAGCAGCCUGCUACUGGGCGAUGCUUUCAUGAACAUUCAGGAGCCCGAGAAGGCCCUGGAGGUCUAUGAUGAGGCCUAUAAAAAGAACCCACACGACGCCUCCCUGGUCAGCAGAAUUGGGCAAGCUUACGUGAAGACGCACCAGUACCCCAAGGCAAUUAAUUAUUAUGAGGCUGCCCAGAAGAUAAGCGGACAGGACUUUCUGUGCUAUGAUCUGGCUGAACUGCUCCUGAAGUUAAAGAAGUUCAGCAAAGCAGAAAAAGUUUUGAAGCAGGCACUGGAACAUGACCUUGGCAAAGACAUCCCAUCCAUGAUGAAUGAUGUCAAGUGCUUACUUUUGCUGGCAAAGUUUUACAAGAGCCAUAAAAAAGAAGAUGUGCUGGAAACUUUGAACAAGGCCAUGGACCUCCAGUCUCGGAUACUGAAGCGUGUUCCACUGGAGCAACCAGAAAGGAUGCCCUCCGAGAAGCAACUGGCAGCGUCCAUCUGCGUCCAGUUGGGGGAGCACUACCUGGAGGAGAAGGAGUAUGCCAAGGCAAUGCGGUCUUACAAGGAUGCCCUCUCCUACGCACCCACUGACAAUAAGGUGGUGUUGGAACUGUCACGGCUCUACUUGCUCCAGGGGCACCUGGACUUGUGUAAACAGCACUGUUCCAUCCUCCUACAGACUGAGAAGAACCAUGAGUCCGCCUCCAUGAUGAUGGCCGACCUGAUGUUUAGAAAACAGAAAUAUGAAGCUGCCAUCAAUGUCUACCGCCAAAUCCUGGAGAAAGCGCCAGAUAAGUUUCCUAUAUUGAAUAAACUAAUCGAUUUGCUACGGAGAAGUGGCAAACUUGAAGAUGCCCCUGGCUUCUUUGAAUUGGCCAAGAAGAUGUCCAGCCGAGUAUGUUUGGAGCCAGGGUUCAACUACUGCAAAGGCAUCUAUUGCUGGCACAUAGGGCACCCCAACGAAGCCCUAAAGUUCCUAAACAAAGCCCGCAAGGACAGCACUUGGGGCCAGAGAGCCACCUACUACAUGGUACAGAUCUGUCUGAACCCAGACAACGAGAUCGUGGGCGGAGAGGCAUUCGAGAACGUGGUGUCUGAGAGCAACUCCCCUGGCAGGAAGGAGUCGGAGCAGCAGGAGGCCGUGCGGACCGCGGAGAAGCUGCUGCGUGAGUUCUACCCGCACACCACCUGGGGCCAGACCCAGCUGCGGCUGCUACAAGGCCUCUGCCUGCUGGCCACUGGGGAGAAGGCGAACGUGGAGACCGCGCUGGGCACCUUCAUCGAUAUGGCGCAGGCAGAGAAGGACAGCGUCCCCGCGCUGCUGGCCGUGGCGCAGGCCUACGUGCUGCUGAAGCAGAUCCCUAAGGCGCGCACGCAGUUGAAGCGUCUGGCCAAGGCCCCAUGGGCUCUAGCUGAGGCCGAGGACCUGGAGAAAAGCUGGCUCCUGCUGGCCGACAUCUACUGCCAGGGCGGCAAGUUCGACCUCGCCUCCGAGCUGCUUCGGCGCUGCGUGCAAUACAACAAGUCCUGCUGCAAGGCCUAUGAGUACAUGGGCUUCAUCAUGGAGAAGGAGCAGUCCUACAAGGAUGCAGCCACCAACUACGAGCUGGCCUGGAAGUACAGUCAUCAUGCCAACCCUGCCAUUGGCUUCAAACUAGCAUUCAACUACUUGAAGGACAAGAGAUUCGUGGAGGCCAUUGAAGUCUGCCACCAGGUCCUAGGGGAGCACCCCAACUACCCCAAAAUCAGAGAAGAAAUUUUGGAAAAAGCCCAAGGGUCUCUGAGGCCGUAGCUGUGGUUAGAGAUGGGGUGGGUAGAAACCGUCAGCCUAUGGACAUUUCAUGGAGGGGGUGGGAUGUGGGUCAGUUGUUCCCCAUUUUCAUAGUGAGUGAUUUAUUUGAAUCAUGCCUUAUCUGGUCUAAGGCGGCGCAGCCCAAAGCUUUAUGUUUUUAAGGCAAAAGAAGCAAUUUGCUCUGGGGAACAAAGACAUCAACCAACUUAGCUUCUGCUGGGCUCACUGGAUACCUUCUAACAGACCCCACUUUUAUCCCAGACUCUCUGAGGGGGCAGAUGGGAAACAAAGAGGUGGUUUAAAAUAAAAUACCCUACAACUAUUUUACUAUUGUUAUGUCAGGCCAGAAAUACCUCCCCCCUCUCCUGUUUGGUCCCUUGAAUCCUGGAGCUAAAGAAACAGCGCUCCUGCCUGCCAUGCUGCUCACUGCGGCUGCCCUGGUAGUGGGUCCAGACAGGGGGACCCACUGUACAAGGUCCCCACAGCUGAGGCGCUGUGUGAGGGACACUGUCAUCCUGCAGGUUGCGAGGGUCAUUGGCCCACUCUGUCCCAUGCAUUCUGUCUCCUCCUCCCCAAGUUUUCAGCUGGCCUCUGCUGGUCCUCACAGCUUUGGGGAAACCUGAUUUCCCUUGCCUGAUACAGCGGAGUACAUCCCGAGAAAAAUUACUUUCCACUUCAGCUUUUGUGAAAGACACUGGCCAACUCACCAAUUCAUCCUCCAGAAACCCUUUUAACACCUAAGGGGACAAAAGCGUGGUCCCUAUUUAGAUGGAUAAUGUUAAUUGUAAGUGGCAAGAGGGUGAUAGAGGUCACCUUUGCUGUGCUCCCAGGGCCUCUCUUCCUGUUUUUCAGGAUGGCAAUAAUGGGCCAGUCUGACCUCAGGGGAAGGAACUCAGAACGGGGAGUCAGGAGGUCUAGAAUCUCCCUGCGUGACCUUUCCAAGACCGUUCCUGCCCCUUUCUGGUUUCGGUGUCCCCAUCUAUGGCAGGAAAUUAGACUAGAUCUGUGUGUUCCCAAAUCAUGGUACGAAUCCCUGCCAAUGAUAUUCAGCAAACAUUAUAAAGUUGAAUAAUUAUGUGUUUAAAUAUUUUUACAUAAUGGAGAAAAAUAGCACAACAAACUCAUGAAUCUGUGGGUUUUGUUACAUAGAAUGGCUCUAACUUUUAAGCAUAUUGACAUAAUCGAUAUAAAGUAAAAUACUUAGUAUCGGUAGAAUGCAGAUAUGGCAGAGUUUUCAAGAGAGGUUGUCUGGUGGCUAAGGUUUGGGAACAGUGAACGGGUAUAAGGGUCCCUUUUAGAACAGCCCGAGUUGUCCUUGAUGGCUGUUGAGCCUUGUUUUUAUAGCACACUGUGGUCAUGUGUGUGGCCUCUUGGUAUGAGUCAAUGACCUGGAAUGCUUUCCUCAGGUGACUACCAUCAUCUUAUGGGAAACCAGGCCUCUUUAUGAUGAUGUACUUUAUAACCCAGUUUCUCGGGGCGGGUUGUGUUGAGAGACAGGUCUGUCUGUAUGGAGAAUGAGGCUAAGGAUUGUGCGUUAAUCACAUUUUUAUUGCUGUAAACCCCAAGUUGUUUUCAUUUAUCUUUUAAAAAAAAAGCCCAGAAGUGACCCUCUUGAUGGGCAGACUCAGUCUAGCCAUGGGCUGUCCAUAGCAAGAGCCUCUAGGGGCUUCCAGCCAGGGUAUUGGAGCUGCUGGGGGCUGCCACCUGGACCCCAGGCUAGUCAGAACAAAGCCUCACGGCCCUUGGGGAGAUCCAGCUUUUGGAGCAUGCAUGCUGAAGCAGUAUCUGCAAAAGGAUUCCCAGGGACCAGUGAGAAGGGAGACAGGACAACUGAAUGUACCAGGGUAGUCCACCCUGAGAAGCCUAAGACCUGGCUUAGGUCCGGGCCUAAGCUCGUUAGAGGUAGGCCAGAGUCCAAGCCAUGAGUCCUCUAGUGGCCACUGACGAAAUGGCCAUAUGGCCAUGUCCAUGCAUGUCCAGAGGCAAGAGACAGGUACCUGCAAGGUGACAGAACUGGCAAAAAAAGAAAGGCUAAAACAUAGAGGCAGAAAACAAGAAAACAGAACGGAAGUCACAAAGACGCACAUGAGGCUUGCAUGUUCCAGGCACUCUUUUAAGAGCUGUGUAUAUAUGAACUGAACAAGCUUAUGAGGUGAGCAGUGUUAUUUGUACAAUAUUGAGGACACCCAGGCAGAGAUGGAGAACAAUUUGUGUGAGUCACCUCACUGGGGAGUAGAAGAGCUGGGAUUCCAACCUGGCACGCGGGGUCCAUGUUCUUAACCAGUAAACCAGAGAUGAAAUAAGGGCGCGCAGCCCAGACCAAGAGACAGAGAAUUAGAACAAGAAAAGGAGACCC